Xyrauchen texanus (razorback sucker) is the source of this 1701-nucleotide messenger RNA. Its product is annotated as short-chain dehydrogenase/reductase family 42E member 1. Gene Ontology annotation, molecular function: 3-beta-hydroxy-Delta5-steroid dehydrogenase (NAD+) activity. Bases 84 to 1247 code for a protein of 387 amino acids. The transcript has 3 exons. The record is from RefSeq and is a predicted model, not a curated record. NCBI's taxonomy places the organism in Eukaryota, Metazoa, Chordata, Actinopteri, Cypriniformes, Catostomidae. Gene Ontology annotation, biological process: steroid biosynthetic process.
ACGCGUUUCUAGGAAGUGCACGUUACACACUCGUUUGAAAAGCACGAUUGUAAAGAGUCCACUCUCCUUGCAGCUUUAACAGAAUGGAAGUCAACGGAGAAGACAGCACCUUCCUCAUAACCGGUGGAGGAGGUUAUUUUGGAUUCCGACUUGCCUGCGCUCUCCUCAAAAACUGCUCAAAAGUUGUGUUGUUUGACAUUAUGCCCCCGAAUCAAGAGUUGCCAGAGGGUAUCAUAUUCACACGAGCAGAUAUCCGUGACUACAUGCAAGUGGAAAAAGCUGUCCAGGGCGUUCACUGUGUGUUCCACAGCGCCUCCUAUGGGAUGUCCGGUCGAGAGCAACUCAACCGCAAACUGAUCAAAGAAGUGAACAUACAAGGGACAGAAAACAUCCUCCGGGCUUGUGUGGCUCAUGGUGUCCCCCGUUUGGUCUACACCAGCACGUACAAUGUAGUAUUUGGUGGUCAGGUGAUCAAGAACGGCAAUGAAAGUCUCCCUUAUUUGCCCCUACACAUGCACCCUGAUCACUACUCCCGGACUAAGUCAGUGGCCGAAAUGCAGGUGUUAAAAGCAAACGGUUUGCCAUUAAAGAAUGCCGUAGGUGUCCUACGGACUUGCGCCCUGCGUCCAGCCGGUAUAUACGGCCCUGGGGAGCAAAGGCACCUGCCUAGGAUAGUUAGUUAUAUCGAAAAUGGGAUCUUUAGGUUUGUUUAUGGGGACCCUGAUAGUCUUGUAGAGUUUGUCCAUGUGGAUAACCUUGUGUCUGCGCACCUCUUAGCUGCUGAUGGGUUAACGGAAAAACGGCAGCACUGCGCCGCUGGUCAGCCCUAUUUCAUCUCCGAUGGAAGGCCUGUCAACAACUUUGAAUUUUUCAGGCCCUUGGUGGAGGGGUUGGGGUACUCAUUCCCUACCCUUAGACUACCCAUAUCUCUAAUAUACCUCUUUGCAUUCUUGACUGAGAUGGUUCACCAUGUUGUGGGCCAGAUCUAUAACUUCCAGCCCCUGUUGACACGUACAGAAGUCUACAAGACUGGCGUCACACACUAUUUCAGUAUGCAGAAAGCACAAGAUGAACUUGGGUACAAGCCAGAAGAGUAUGACCUGGAAGAAGUUGUGCAGUGGUUUAGAAGCAAAGGUCACGGGAAAAAGCGCACCCAGUCAUCAAUAAAGAAACUAAUUUUAGAUGUUGUGCUCAUUGUGGCCUUUGCUGCAAUAGCUCUCUCCUGCCUUCCAGUUGUGGGGCAGUAAAAGCGUAAAAUGUCAUCAGUUAUAGCACUGUGCCUUAUGUGAGGUUUAUACUGAUUGGAUGUGUUAAUUACUUUGUAUUAAUGAUCAAAAUAUCUAUUGACAGAUCAAUGAAUUUUAGGGGUAUUCCAUGGUGAAAUUAGCAGUCACAAAUAAGCUAACCCUUGACAAAUGUAUUUUAAUUUCUCUUUCAUUCCUGUAAUGAGCACUGCAUGAAGUUUCAUAUGAAUUGCACAAUCAGCCAAACUCAUCUACUUAUUUCUUUCUCAUUUUGUUCCAAGCUUUAGAAAGAAAUUCAUUAAAAUUAUUAAGUAACAUAAAUGGCAAUGAUGUAGUGACCCAAAAAACAUGUUAAAACAAAUCACAAAUGAUGUGCCUUAUAUUUUAGCAUUGAUUUAAGUUGCGACACUUAAGAUGCUUUUAUAAACAUUAUUAAAAGGAGCUCCCAUGUAUGCUG